Molecule: messenger RNA, 501 nt
Organism: Eimeria necatrix
Lineage: Eukaryota; Apicomplexa; Conoidasida; Eucoccidiorida; Eimeriidae
Product: p25-alpha family protein, related
Exons: 2
Coding region: 1-501 (166 amino acids)
Biological process (GO): microtubule polymerization; microtubule bundle formation; positive regulation of protein polymerization
Cellular component (GO): microtubule
Molecular function (GO): tubulin binding
Source: RefSeq, a predicted model, not a curated record
AUGAGUCUGGAGGAGGCGUUUCGCGUGUACACGAAGGGGGCCGCGGAAAUGGACGGAAGGACCUUCGCGAAAAUGCUGAAGGACUGUGGGGUGUUGAGCAGCAGCAGCAGCAGCAGCAGCAGCAAACUGACAGCAGCAGAAGCAGACUUGCUUUUCGCCAAAGUCAAAGACAGAGGCAGCAAAAAGAUUUCUUUUCAACAGUUCCAACAAGCCCUCCAACUCCUCGCAGAAAAAACCAAAAUGGACCUCCAAACGCUCCAGCAGAAGCUCGCAACAGAGGGCAGCGAGGGUCCGAUAUUGACGGGGACGAAGGCGGAGAAAGUUCGUUUCCACGACGACAAGAGUACAUACACCGGAGUGCACAAGAUGGGGGGCCCCACAACAGUAGAUGACGGGAGAGUUCAGUUUAAUGAUUUGUCGAAGUUUUGUGACAGAUCUGAAUAUGAUAUUCGAGGAGUUAAAAAGGGAAUUAUCGAGAACAAAACGGGAGACAGCAAGUAG